AUGGAACCCGCCGAGAAACGCAAGCUCGAGGCCGAGGCCGAUGGCGAUGAGCCAUCAUCCAAGAAAAGGGUAAUUGGCCCAUCCAUGCCCCCGCCGCAACCCUCAGAUGCCAACGGGGGCAGUAACGAGGACUCCCAUUCCGACAGCGACAGCGACAGCGACGACGACGACGACUUCGGACCCGGUCUCCCACCAUCGCUCGGUGGUGCAAAGCCCACUCAACAAACACCCGUUCAAUCUACCCCCCAAGUAUCAGAAGCUCACAAGAAAGAGAGUCAGCGGGACCAAUGGAUGCUACAACCACCCAGCUCGAGCGACUGGGCCUCAAAAAUCGAUCCGACCCAACUUCGGAAUCGGAAGUUCCAGACUGGAAAGUCUGCGCGAGCACCCGGAUCGAAACAGGUGGAUGCUACAUGGGUUGAGACCCCAGAGGAGAGGAUGCGCCGACUACAGGACGAAGUGAUGGGCGUUGGUGCCGCUCCAAACCGCACAGAGCAACGCCCUUCGAGCACAAAGGAUGUGGCCCGGAACAAGGAAAUGGAAGAAAAGAUUAAGAAGUUCAAUGUAUGCCCGACUAUACCAGGGGAGAGUGCGAGUGGACCGUCUUCAAACUUCCAUGUACUAAUCAAGAUCAUCCAGGAGCAAUCGGGGAAGAACACACGCCUUGAGAAAGAGCGACCUGCUCGGAAGGAGGAAGAGGAUGAUCCGAGUGCGCGUGCAUUUGACCGAGAGAAGGAUAUGGCAGUUGGGUCAAAGAUUACAAGUGCGCAACGGCGGGAAAUGGUCAGCAAAGCCAGUGAUUACGGGUCGCGUUUCUCGAAAGGAAGCUAUCUCUAA
Penicillium daleae is the source of this 837-nucleotide messenger RNA. Its product is annotated as GPALPP motifs-containing protein 1. The record is from RefSeq and is a predicted model, not a curated record. Bases 1 to 837 code for a protein of 278 amino acids. The transcript has a single exon. NCBI's taxonomy places the organism in Eukaryota, Fungi, Ascomycota, Eurotiomycetes, Eurotiales, Aspergillaceae.